AUGAACGACUACUUUACGGAUACAUUUUCCACCUCUACAAUUGAUGUUGACGAACUUAUCUCCUCCCUUUCCGAUAACAUUUCCCUGACUGGAAUCGAUCAUUCGCUAAUGGAAGCAAUGUCCAAUAAGAAAAUUAAAGAUAAACUCAAAUGCAUGUCCAAUUCUGCCCCAGGUAAAGACAAGGUUGAAUAUAGACACCUCAAGCUGGUUGACCCUAACUGUGAUAUACUUGGGUUAAUCUUCAAUAAAUGUUUGGAAGAAAAGAAAAUACCACUCUCCUGGAAGCAAUCAACCACCAUAUUGAUAUAUAAGAAAGGCUCCAGUGAUAAUAUACCAAGUAACUUUAGACCCAUUGCUUUGAUGUCGUGUAUAUACAAGCUAUUUACCUCCAUAUUGUCCUCUCGUAUCUCCAAAUUCGUGAUAAAGGAAGAGUUAAUUUCCACCGAGCAGAAAAGCGCCAAACCUUCUGAAGGAUGUCAUGAACAUUCGUUCACACUAAAAUCAGCGGUAGCAGACUGUAAGAGGAAUCAAAAGAACUGUUUCUUUGCAUGGUUAGAUCUUCGUAAUGCGUUUGGAAGUAUAUCCCAUGAUGCCAUUUACACCACCCUAGAGCAUAUGGGUUUCUCUGAAUUGUUGAUAAGUUUGAUAAGAGACAUUUACACCGACUCCACAACGGUCAUUUGUACGAAGAAAGGAUGA
Paramuricea clavata is the source of this 699-nucleotide messenger RNA. The record is from the annotation of a GenBank genome assembly. Lineage: Eukaryota; Metazoa; Cnidaria; Anthozoa; Malacalcyonacea; Plexauridae.